UUCCCCGUGCGGCUUCAGAAGAGCUGCUGAACGCUCCCCUGGUGCCAGCUGAGCGACUCCCGCACCUCCUGUGUCAGACGGGGAACAACACCGCAACGAGACAGGUCCCAUUGGCCCAAACCUGGCUUGCUGGUGCGCCAGGAUCGAGACAUUUAGAUUUUUCUUUGCGUCCUGUAAAGUUGCCCCCCAAAAAAAUCGGUGCGUUCCGCGCUUUUGGCCAAGGAUGGCCCUGGACCCCAGAAGCGCAUUUCGCGCCUCGGUUUUACUGGCUUGUGUGAUAAUCUGCAGCAACGUGCUAUGUCCCGUCGGUGCUUAUCUCUACAACAACCGCUACGCAGGUGAUCAAGUCUUCAGGAUAACUCCAGGUGACAAUGAGGAGGUCCAAGUGCUGAAGAAGAUGCUGGCACAUAUGAAGGUGGACUUGUGGCAGCCCAACAGUGUCUCUCUGAUCUGUCACAACGCCACUGUGGACGUGCACGUGAAACGUAACGACACGAGGAGCCUACGUGCACGCUUAAAGCAAGAACAUAUUUAUUAUCGGGUGUUCAUCUCCAAUCUGCAGAAGGAAAUUGAAACGCAGACGGGAUCUCGCUCCUCUCGCAGGCGGAGGUCAGAGUCUCAGUAUGACUACGAGGUUUACCACUCUCUGGAAGAGAUCCAGAGGUGGAUGUUUGACAUGAACAGAACCCAACCGGACCUGGUCGACAUGUUCUCCAUCGGGAAGUCGUACGAAGGAAGGCCGCUCUAUGUGCUUCAGCUAGGAAAGAGAAGUCGUCCCCAGAAGAAAGCCGUGUGGAUCGACUGCGGCGUUCACGCCAGAGAGUGGAUCGGACCGGCCUUCUGCCAGUGGUUUGUCAAAGAGGCUAUUAACUCGUACCAGUACGACUCUGUGAUGAGACGCCUGCUCAACCAGCUCAACUUCUACAUCAUGCCUGUCUUCAAUGUGGAUGGAUAUGACUUCAGCUGGACCACGGAUCGGUUCUGGAGGAAGACACGCUCCAAAAAUCACAAGUUUCACUGCCGGGGAGUGGACGCGAACAGAAACUGGAAAGUGAAGUGGUGUGACGAAGGUGCCUCCUCCCAUCCCUGCGACGACACUUACUGCGGCCCCUUUCCUGAGUCGGAACCCGAGGUCAAGGCCGUCGCCAAGUUCCUGCGCAAGCACAAAAAGCGCGUAAAAGCAUACAUCUCCAUUCACGCCUACGCCCAAAUGCUGCUCUACCCCUACUCCUACAAGUACGCCACUAUCCCCAACUUCAGCUGUGUGGAGUCGGCAGCUCACAAUGCAGUGACAGCCCUGUACUCUGCCUACGGAGUGAAGUACAGAUAUGGACCUGCCUCCACAACCCUGUAUGUUAGCUCAGGCAGCUCUAUCGACUGGGCCUACAGGAACGGGAUCCGCUAUGCGUUUGCAUUCGAGCUGAGGGACACGGGAUACUUCGGCUUCCUCCUGCCCGAAUCUCUCAUCAAUCCGACAUGCACCGAGACAAUGAGGGCUGUGAAGGCCAUCGCAUCGGGCCUGCUGAAGAAGUGCGAGACAGGCCGGGACCGAUUUCCAUAUAUAUGACCACGCUCUAGAUCCCCGUAGCCUCCCACCCUCACAGCUACUUAUCUCCGCACCUCGUAUUCCUCUGAGAUUUCAUAUUAAUCCCAGAUAUCAUCAAGGGAAGAGCUGCUGAGAACCACAACGACAUGGAUUUUAAUUUGUUUUUCCUUGUUUUUGAAGUUCUUCGCCUUCUUUUUCUUUUCUGUAAAGACAUGAACUGACGGUGGUGGAGGUUUUCUUUGUGCUAAAAACCAAAAAUCCUAUAAGCGACCAGGCUGUUUACGCACAGAGAGCAUCCUGGUGGAUCGAUGCCUUUUGAGUUCUGAGCUUGAAUGUGGACCAGGAUUCUUUCCAGCAUGUAUUCCUCUCUUUGUCGCCCAUGAUUUAACUGUUGCUCUCCACUUACAAAGAAGAAUAACACAGAUUUAACUAUAAAAUAAGCUUUUUUAACAGUGAAUGGCAGUCAUAUAAGCACUUGAUACAACAGCACUUUUUGGAAUCAAACAUUGUAGAUGUUUAAUGUCUUUCAAAAUGUGUCACAUCAAAUAAAAGUUGUCAUAGGUUGUAGUUUUAAAUAAAUAUCAUGCUAAUUUAGAUUCUUAAACUCAUGCUGUUCAUGUAUUAAUGCCUUUAUUACUGCAACAUUGAUUAUGUACAUAAUAUGCUAUCACUUGGAAUCAUAGGGUUUGGUUUAAAUCGAGAAUUUUUUGUUAGAUAUGUUUUUUAUCGUGUUUCAUUUGGUUCAGACUAACAUUUGGAAAGUCUGUUGGUUCAGUAGCUUAAUGUGUCAUUACUCAGGUAUAGAUCAGUGACAGUGUCAGAAAUGUUUACCUUUUACAGCUGAUGUGAGAUUUUAAGAAAUGUAUAAUAUCUGACUUGAAUAAAUGUUGUUUAUAUAACAGUA
Hippoglossus stenolepis (Pacific halibut) is the source of this 2450-nucleotide messenger RNA. RefSeq names its product carboxypeptidase A6 (gene cpa6). The coding region runs from base 224 to 1567 and encodes 447 amino acids. The transcript has 11 exons. Gene Ontology annotation, biological process: proteolysis. Gene Ontology annotation, molecular function: zinc ion binding; metallocarboxypeptidase activity. The record is from RefSeq and is a predicted model, not a curated record. NCBI's taxonomy places the organism in Eukaryota, Metazoa, Chordata, Actinopteri, Pleuronectiformes, Pleuronectidae.